This is a messenger RNA of Anolis sagrei ordinatus, 1622 nucleotides long. Lineage: Eukaryota; Metazoa; Chordata; Lepidosauria; Squamata; Anolidae. The record is from RefSeq and is a predicted model, not a curated record.
GCGAUGUCCGCUUGGCUCUUGAAGAGACAGAGACGGAGAGAAACACAGAGAGAGAGUGCCGAAAAGCAACUGGAAAGACCGAGCGUCCACCAUGGGGGACCUGGGCGCCUACAUCCGACACAUUGAGCUUCUGGGCUUCGAGAAGAGGUUUUUCCCAAGUCAACACUACGUUUACAUGUUUCUGGUGAAAUGGCACGAUCUCACGGAAAAAGUCGUCUAUCGGAAGUUCACCGAGAUAUACGAGUUCCACAAAACCUUGAAGCAGAUGUUUCCAAUUGAAUCUGGCGAUAUUAAUGUCGAGAAUCGGAUCAUUCCACACUUACCAGCACCAAAGUGGUUUGACAGCCAGCGAUCCACCCAAAACAGACAAAACACACUCUCUGAGUACUUCUCUGCCCUGAUCAACCUUCCACGAAAGAUCUCCCGGUGUGAACACAUCCUGUCUUUCUUCAAAGUCAGACCAGAUGAUCUGAAUCCCCCCACCGCAGGCCAAGUCAAGAGGCCAGAAACCUAUUUAAUGCCAAAGGACUCCAAGAAGAUUGCAGAAGAUAUCACAGGGCCCAUCAUUCUGCAGACCUACCGAGCAAUUGCGGACUAUGAGAAGAGCUCCAGCACUGAGAUGGGGGUCAAGGCAGGGGACACCGUGGAUGUCGUGGAGAAGAGCGAGAUCGGCUGGUGGUUCUGUCAGCAAAAGAACAAACGGGGCUGGGUCCCUGCUGCCUACAUGGAACCUAUGGAUGGACCUGAUGAGUCCGAAGAACAGGAGCCCAAUUAUGCGGGUGAGCUUCACGUCGUCCGCAGAGGCUACAUGGCUGCCCAGGAGGACGAGAUCUCACUGAAGGAAGGGGAAACCAUUGAAGUGAUCCACAAAUUGCUGGACGGGUGGUGGGUCGUCAGGAAGGACGAGGCCACGGGCUACUACCCCUCCAUGUACCUGCAGAAAGCGGGUGAAGAGAAGACCCCCGAGAACAACAACCACCUGAGGAACAAAGUGGCCCCUCCACGAAGAUCCACCAUCCGAAACAUCAAGAGCAUCCACAACCAGAACCGCAAGCAGAUCAGCCAGGAGACAUACCGGCGAAACAGCGUGAAAUACAUGCAGAGCAGAAAGAAGCUGAGAGGCAACAACCUCCUCAACAAAGGCAGCGCAAUCUUGGAGAAGGACGAGCGGGAAGAGAAGGCAUCCAAAGCCCAGCCCGCCAUCCCUCCGCGGCCCAGCAAAGACUUGAUCCUGACCCGAUGCUCCGAGAGCACAAAGAGCAAAAUCAAGUGAGGAAGACAGGCCUCCGCGGACCGCAUCACUGGGACUUCCUUUGCAAAGCACCCGCCGGCCAUUCAGUGACUGUUGAGGCUCGGCGUUCAAAUAGAAAUAUUAAGGAAAAAAAGUUAAUAAAAAUAGUCACAAAAAUAGUUGUGAAAAUAUUCACAGAAAUAUUCACAGAAAAUAAUCAUUAAAAUAUUCACUAAAAUAUUCACAGUAAUAUUCUGAAAAAAAUAUUCAGAGAAUGAUAAAAAUAUUUGCAGAAAUAUUCGCAGAAACUUUCUGAAAAAAUGUUAAUUAAAAAUAGUCAUAGAAAUAGUUGCGAAAAUAUUUAUGGAAAUAUUCACAGAAAACAAUCAUU